This is a messenger RNA of Paracoccidioides brasiliensis Pb18, 747 nucleotides long. Its product is annotated as eukaryotic translation initiation factor 6. Gene Ontology annotation, biological process: assembly of large subunit precursor of preribosome; ribosomal subunit export from nucleus; maturation of 5.8S rRNA. Bases 1 to 747 code for a protein of 248 amino acids. The transcript is spliced from 5 exons. The record is from RefSeq and is a predicted model, not a curated record. Gene Ontology annotation, molecular function: ribosomal large subunit binding. Gene Ontology annotation, cellular component: preribosome, large subunit precursor; nucleolus; cytosol.
AUGGCGGUUCGUGCUCGGGUUGGUGUAUUCGCAACGUUGACGAAUUCAUAUGCUCUGGUUGCCAUUGGCUCGUCAGAAAACUUUUACAGCGUUUUCGAAGCGGAAUUGCAAGAUGUCAUCCCAAUAUGUCAUGCUACCAUCGCCGGAACGAGAAUUGUUGGACGAUUAACAGCAGGGAAUCGCAAAGGCCUUCUUGUUCCCACCUCAACCACAGACCAAGAGCUCCAGCACCUGCGCAACUCGCUCCCAGACGCCGUCAAAAUACAACGGAUUGAGGAGCGAUUAACAGCCCUCGGGAAUGUGAUAUGCUGUAAUGACCAUGUCGCCCUCGUCCAUCCAGAUAUCGAACGUGAAACAGAAGAAAUAAUCUCCGACGUGCUAGGCGUCGAAGUCUUCCGCCAAACCAUCGCCGACAACGUCCUAACAGGCUCCUACAUGUCCCUCUCAAACCAAGGCGGAAUCGUGCAUCCCAAAACCUCCAUCCAAGACCAAGACGAGCUCUCGUCGCUGGUCCAAGUGCCGCUGGUAGCGGGAAGCGUGAACCGCGGCUCCCCCGUCAUCGGUGCCGGGAUGGUCGUCAAUGACUGGUUGGCCGUUACGGGGAUGGAUACGACGGCGACGGAGCUGAGUGUUGUGGAAAGUGUGUUUAAGUUGGGGGAGGGCGCGCCUGGAGCUGUUGCUGGGAAGAACUUUAUAGGUGCGUUUGGGAAUACGCAUAAGGAAAGUUUGGUGGAGAGUUUUUAUUGA